AUGACUGGAGAGUACAGCUUCCUUCUUCUUUUCCAGAUGUUUUUCUCCUUGUCAGUUCUUGGUUUGCUGGUGUCUAACACCAACAAUUAUGGGGCGAAGAAGCAAGCAGGAAAGAAAGAGGCAUGGAAGCCCAUUUCUAUCCAAGACCAAUGCUGUUACAUCUCACUGGUCAUUUACAUGGGGCUUGUGAAGUUGAAGAACCUGAAGGACUACUGGAGAACAUCAACACUCUACCAACUGCCUUUUCCCACCACUGUCAUGUCUUCUACCAGAUUUCUUACUAUCUCGCGGGCGCUUCAUAUCAGUGACCCACAAGCUGACGACGACAAUGAGAAGAAGAAGCUUUGGUAGGCUCUGCAAAAUCAAACCUCUCUACUCCAGCAUGGUUGAGGCCUGCAAGACCCAUUUUCAGCCCGCCCAGAACCUGUCCAUAGAUGAGAGGAUGGUAGCCUCAAAGUCUAGAAUUGGCCUCAAACAAUAUAUGCAUAACAAGCCAACAAAAUGGGGUUAAAAACUGUUUGUUUUGGCCGAUUAUGUGUGUGCCUACACUUGGAAUUUUUUUGUUUACGAGGGGAAAUCCAUCUCAGCCACCGGUAAGGGACUUAGUUAUGAUUCCGUUAUUAUUUGAAUUAUUGGAUUUUGCACUGCUGGGGACGGGCUACAAACUGUUUGUGGAUAACUUUUACACAAGCCCUACCCUGUUUACAGACCUGAGGAAGCUGAAUGCAUGAUCUUGUGGCACCAUUCGUCCCAACAGUGGGUUUUCCCAAAACAAAAGUAAACGACAUGCCUAAGUGGGCUGAUAGGGGUGCCAUGCGAUGGAUUCGUAAAGAUGGCCUGCUCUUUGUGAAGUGGAUGGAUACCAGAGAGGUGGUCAUGUGCACCACUGUCCACAAAUCGUACAGUGGCGAUCACGUCAGCAGGCAUGUGAAGGACGCUAAUGGGGCAUGGACCAAGAAAAAUAUCCCCAUUCCAGCUGCUGUAAAGGAUUACAACAAGAGCAUGGGAGGUGUGUACCUGUCAGAUGCGCUGAUAGGCUACUACAAUGUUCUCCACAAGACGAUGAAAUGGUACAAGACAUUGUUCUAUCACUUCAUCGACAUUGUUGUGGUGAAUGCAUUUAUCCUCCAGAAGGAAAUGGCUAAGAGCUGUGGACAGAGAGCUGCUCAUCCAGGAGCUUGCUGACUACGGCACAAAGUCCACUGCAGCACCUUCUGUCCCCUCUACCUUUGUCCCCUCUACUCCUGCCACCAGUGGUGUUCACCUGCCAAAAUACAUAACUGCAGACAUGAAUGUGCCUCAGGGCCAAAAGGGCACAGCUGGGAGGCGUCAU
Messenger RNA from Coregonus sp. 'balchen', 1333 nucleotides. NCBI's taxonomy places the organism in Eukaryota, Metazoa, Chordata, Actinopteri, Salmoniformes, Salmonidae. The record is from the annotation of a GenBank genome assembly.